UAGUGAACUAACUGGUCGCGUGACAGCCAAGGCUCUAACGCUGCAAGAACGAGAAAAUUGCAUACUUGGGGCUUGUUGCGCCUCGAGAUAUAUCUUUUCAACUCCAACUCGACACAAGUUACGAGCAUCACACUGUCCGCGAUGAUUAGAAUGCAAACUGUCGUGGCUCGUACACCAAGUGCGCUUCUUACUUCUCUUGAUCGGUUUCAUUUGCAGUCCAAAGCGACAGCUGGUACGCUCCUGUUUGCCCUUGCUGCGCCUUCGGAAACUCUGUCUGUGAUAACCUCACAUUUAAAAUCACGUUUUCCUCGCCACAUUGGAUGUCUAUCGUCACCACUACCGGCGUACCGUUCGCACAUCAUGUGUGCUGUUGCUUUGCUAGACGGAAUUACAUUCCGGUCGACGAUUGCUGGUCGCGCCGAUCCUCAGGUUGGUCGAUGGCAUGCCGCAAGGCGCUCAAGUACACGACAACUACCUGCAGCACAGUCGAACUUUUUCGAGGAAUUUCACGGAGAUUUGGGCCGAAUUAACUGGGACGACAUAUGGGAUAAGAGCGCCACGUCUUCUCAGGAGAUGAUGCCUGUGGAGCUGAGAAUGGCGAGGCCUGAAGAUGUGUCUUCGAUACUAUAUUUCUCGGACAAAGCCCCGGAAGGCAUUGCGAAGGCACUGAAGGCCACUUUUCCGCAUUCACAUGAGCUAGGCUUUUUGGCGGCAUCGACUCCUUUCAUCACAGGUCGACCGGUGACGCUUUUCUACGACGGCGAGAUAUAUUCAGAUGGAGCAAUCGGAAUUGCCCUUCAGCCUUCUAUGGGUCAUACUUCGCUAACGGUCGAGUUUCCUGGUCUGGUCGAUCUGACUCCGGAUCUGCGAAUAACUAGCUCUGAGGGAAAUCUCAUAUUCACGAUUGAUAAUGGAAACCCUACACGUCUCCUCCUUGCUGCAAUGAACAAGCAUGGUUUUGACAGUCGUGACGUCCUGCUCAAGGACGAUGAAUUUUAUGUUGGCGUUAUGAGUAAUGGCAAGGUAGAACGAUUACACCGUAUAAUAUCGGGUGACCCUUCACGCGGCACCAUUGCCCUCGGGACAACUAGUGCACCACCGCAGGGUUCCAUCAUGAGAAUGUUAUAUUUGCCACGGAGAGAUGAAGCGGCCUUAAACUUGGAGCCAACGCAUAGAAACGCGUCCAUUUCGCUCAUUGCAACACCUGACUCCAUUGGUGGCGAGCCUCCAUCCUCAGUCCUCGAAAAUGACGUCCUGGUGGUUGACGGGAAUUUUAUUGCUGGGUCUGAGAAUGGGUUUGUGUUGAGAAGGGACGCCAAGGAGGAAAGCUGGCCCUGCACGCUGCCUGGUGGGCGGGCCCGCCUGUGUUGGGUAUGAAACAAGCUGCAGCCGAUGUCGAGUCUUUCUUCUGGCACAUUAAACCAACCAAGUUGCGAAAGUUCUAUUCAGCCGCACGCCACUGGUUUGAUCCAUCUAUUUCAGGUCUCCAUAUUAACUCUCAUGUCGUUUCUAUUUGUCCCGUCAUUGUCUGCGGUACUUCACCUUUCAUGAUAGUUGCAAACUAGCAUUAGACUUGAUGUAUUGGAUGGGGCUGAUUGGGCGACCCGUGAGAAACGGACAUUGCCGGGUUUCAGAUGGACAUGCGAACAAGAGGGAAAACGGCAAAUUCCGGAUUUCACUGACUCAAUGUGGUUUUUAUUUGUCAUUGUAUUGAAUCCACAUUUGGG
Molecule: messenger RNA, 1727 nt
Organism: Suillus clintonianus
Lineage: Eukaryota; Fungi; Basidiomycota; Agaricomycetes; Boletales; Suillaceae
Exons: 6
Coding region: 142-1377 (411 amino acids)
Source: RefSeq, a predicted model, not a curated record